AUGACGUCCGCUACUAUACGUGACCUGCAAAAUUAUGCGUUCAAUAAUAAAGAGGAAAUCCUAAUAAGUUCUUGUAAGGUGAGCAAGUACCUCAAGAAGAAGAAAGUAUCGUUUUUGUGUUUGGUGAAUGAGUUAGGUGUACCUUCUACUAUAAGUAUUAUUCAAGUGAAACAAAAUGACAAGGUUUUCAAGAGAAAACGGAGCUGGGCUUUAGCAGAGCUCAAGUCUGUCGAUGGGCACAGCGAGUCCCCGGACACUCCGGAAUUCGAUUUACAUUUAGACAAAGUGUAUCGUUGGGUAGCUCUAAUACCGCAGGAACGACAGGCGUUUAUCCAAAAUCUCUGGAAAUUUUCCCUGAAAUAUAUAUUGCACGAUCAGCCAGUAUUUAAAAAUAUUCCAAAACUGUGGAUAACGGAAGGAUCCACGAUUCCAGAAAAAUUCAAUUCAGAUUUAAUUCCAUUGGAACACGAAUUAGUAGAAGAUUUUCAAGUUAACAACGAAAAAGAGCAAGAAGAUCUUAAAAAAUUAAUGUCCGGAUGUGAAUUCGCUAUAAGUAACGCCGAAGCCUUUAUGGAAGUGUUAGCUCGAGACUUGUCUCUCCUCGAUGGAGAAAAUAUCCACUGUGUUUUAGCAUCCGAAGAUCAAGUUGAAGCUUUGAUGGACCAUUUAGAAUUAGCAUUAAAUGAGGUCGGCAGAUUAGAAAAUCAGCUCAAUGAAUACGAUGAUAUCCUUUGUCAUGUUAAAGAUACAAUGGAAAAAAUGGAAUACAAAAAUUCCACUCUGUCUACAGCGAAUCUGAACAAUCAAAGACUAAUGAAAGAAUUGGAAAAUUUAAUAAAUAAACUCGAUCUCUCGAGUGAACACCAACGAAUUUUAGAGGACGCUGACUUUACGACCACAAAAGGCCUUUCACAAGCAAUCGAAGCAGCCAAUGCUUUGAAAGUAAUCCUGAAUUCGGAUAUCGACCAGUCCUUACUUCACAUGGCAGCUGUACAAGAGCAAAAGAAAAAAUUCGAUAAGUUGAAAGACAAGUUUUCAAGAAACAUAUGCAGACAACUCAAUAAUUUAUUCAUUCAUUUCGGAAACCACAAAGGAGAAUUGGAAAAGAGCGGGGAUAACUUAUCGUUACCGCAACACAGUGGUGUUCACAAAGAACUUUCCCCAUACUCUGAACUAAUUCAUUGGAUUAAAGUAAUGGAUAAGAAAAUGUAUGGAUCUUUAAAAGAAGUCUAUACGAGCUCAAUGGGAAAAUUAUACGAUCGAGAUUUAAAGAAUAUUUUUAGCGUUGCUAGAGAAAAAAUUGCAGUGAAUGUAAACGUGGUAUCUCCUACUACUAUUAUAGGAUUGGACAGAGACCAAUGGACUCUCGAAACAAGUACUAAGGAUAGGGAAAAAUACGACACUGUGUUGGAACAAGUUCUUACACAAUUAGAACCAGUUUUCUUGCAGGAGCAACAGUUUUGUUUGAAAUUUUUUCAGCUCGAUGCACUACAUAAUACAGAACAAGAUGCUACAGCAUCCAGAAAAAUAGAAAAACAAAUAGAGGAAGAUAUCAGGAAUAUGAUGAGCAGCUUGUUUACUUGCCUGAAGCCAGAAUUAGAUUACUUAAUUAAUCACAUUAAAAAACAGGAUAAUUUUUAUUGUAUGUACGUUUUGGUGCGCUUGAAUCAGCACGUGAUGUCGGCUCAGAGUUCCUUUUUGAGCAACACCUUCGGAUCGUUACUUAUAGAAGUUAAAAGAUCUUUAGAUCAAUUCAUGCAACAGCAAAUAGAAUCGAUUAAAGAGUGCAAAAUAUCUAAAAAAUACAAGUGCGGCAUCCUACCUUACGUCUCCAACAUAGAAAUAUUCGCCGAAAAUGCAAAUUGUUUGCUGAAGAGCGACCGAGGCGCAGACCUCGAAAAAUGGUACACCCGUUUGGUGGAUACAAUGUUGGAGUAUAUUUCCAUACACGCUAAUGAUCACAAAACUCCCUCGCAGGUUAUUAAAAUGGAAAAUUAUCAUCACCUUUAUUCAUUGUUGUCGCAGUUGAAAAUUUCGGUUUUGGAUAGCCAGCGCAAGGAAGCAAAACAAAAAUACAAUGAUGCCCUCACUGCUUAUGUAACUCUUUACUUUGGGCGACCUCUUGAAAAACUUAACACGUUCUUUGAAGGAGUCCAAGCGAGGGUAGCCAGCGGAAUAAAAGCAUCAGAAGUGAGUUAUCAAUUGGCUUUCAAUAAGCAGGAAUUGCGGAAAGUUAUCAAUCAGUAUCCAGGAUCGCAGGUGAAGAAAGGUUUGGAAGCAUUGUAUAAAAAAGUGGAAAAGCAUUUGUCAGAAGAAGAAAACCUGUUACAAGUAGUAUGGAGAGCGAUGCAAGAAGAAUUUAUUAGACAGUAUAAAACAUUGGAAGAUUUAAUUCAUCAAUGCUAUCCAGGUUCAAUGAUAUGCCUAGAGUUUACAAUAGAUGAUAUUUUGACAUUUUUUUCGGAUAUUGCUCAAUCUCAUUGA
Phyllotreta striolata is the source of this 2484-nucleotide messenger RNA. The record is from the annotation of a GenBank genome assembly. Lineage: Eukaryota; Metazoa; Arthropoda; Insecta; Coleoptera; Chrysomelidae.